This is a messenger RNA of Laetiporus sulphureus 93-53, 2297 nucleotides long. Its product is annotated as ARM repeat-containing protein. The record is from RefSeq and is a predicted model, not a curated record. Gene Ontology annotation, biological process: ribosomal small subunit biogenesis. NCBI's taxonomy places the organism in Eukaryota, Fungi, Basidiomycota, Agaricomycetes, Polyporales, Laetiporaceae. The transcript has 12 exons. Gene Ontology annotation, cellular component: nucleolus. Gene Ontology annotation, molecular function: protein binding; RNA binding. Bases 134 to 2182 code for a protein of 682 amino acids.
AAGAGAGGAAGGAAAACGGUGAAGUACGGGACAGGUGAAGAAGAUGGUUUAGACGGUAAGUGCAGCACUGUCCUGGACAAUAUCUACCUACUGAUCACCACUAUUGGAAGACCUCUUAAAUGACCUAGACACGAUGGAGGGCUCUAUUUUCUCGCAAGUGUCACAAUCCAAGAAUGACAUGAAAGGCUUUGCAGAUGAUGACGCUGAGCAGGAUAUGCUAGAUACUGGGGAGUCAUCGGAAAGUGACGAGGAGGAGGGGAAUGAGCCGGAAGAAGAUCCAGGACCUUCUGGAGGUGAAGGUAGCGAAGAAUGGGCUGGAUUUGACAGUGAGGAGGAAACCAUACAGCCAGUAAAAACCCCUCAAGUAAGUAUGAAAGCAGACGAUUCACCUGCUGCACCUAUGCCAGGAUCAAAGUAUGUUCCGCCGCAUAUGCGGGAUCAUUCACAAGGCGGUGGACAAGGCAAUGCAGAGGCCGACCUCAAACUUACGAGACAGCUGAAAGGUCUGCUUAAUCGUAUGAGCGAACAGAACAUAGCUUCUAUCAUAGACGGUGUGGAAGAAAUAUACCGCAACCAGCGGAGACAUGAUGCGACGGCGACAUUAACAGCCCUCAUCAUCGAUGGCAUCUCGGCGCACUCAAUGCUGCUAGAUUCUUAUGUCGUGCUUCAUGCUGCCUUCGUCUCCGCUUUGCAUAAACUCAUCGGCAUCGAAUUUGCGGCCUCCUUCGUGCAGAACGUAGUGGCCGCAUACGAGCGCCACUUUGCCGACGUCCAGACGGGCCGAGUAUCAGCGGCAGCGAUAAAUGGUGCUACCGGGGAACCUCAACAGGAAGACGACGAGACAAUCGGAAAAGAAUGUUCCAACCUCAUCAUUCUAUUAUCGGAGUUAUAUAACUUCCAAGUCAUCUCCUGCGUCUUGGUCUGCGACGUCAUCCGCGGAUUGCUCGAUGGCGAUCUCACCGAGUUCAAGGUCGAGCUCCUCCUAAAGGUCACCCGAAAUUCUGGGCAACAGCUGAGGCAAGAUGACCCGACGGCGUUGAAGAGCAUCAUUCAAAUCGUGCACUCCAAGUUGUCCGGUGAAGCGAACGCGAUGAGCUCUCGCACUCGAUUCAUGGUCGAGACGCUCGCGAACCUCAAGAACAACAAGCUCAAGCGUAACGCCGUGCCGACUGCAGGAGGCGAAUCGGUUGAACGGCUGAAGAAGUUUCUCGCUGGUCUGAGCAAGAAGCGUCAUGUGCUCUCUCAUGAGCCGCUGCGCGUUUCACUUGAGGACCUGCACUCUGCCGAAAGCAAGGGCAAGUGGUGGCUCGUCGGCGCGGCAUGGGGAGGCGACCCGCUCGUAGAUCAUCAAGAGAAUCAGUGCGCGGUUGCUGAGAAAGAUGAAGCGGACACAUUGAGCGAGAACGCGCUGCUCAAGCUGGCUAGGAAGCAAGGGAUGAACACGGAGAUUCGGAGGGGAAUCUUCGUCGUGCUCAUGAGCAGCGAGGACUAUGUGGAUGCUUGUGAGAGGUUGUCGCAGCUGAAAAUGACCGAGGUUCAGCAGCGCGAGAUCAUCCGUGUCAUAUUACAUUGCUGUGGAAAUGAGAAGUCAUACAACCCGUACUAUGCACUCAUAGGACAGCAGUUAUGCAGGAGCACUCAUUCACACACGGUGACAUUACAGUUCUGCCUGUGGGACUUCCUUCGCGAUCUCGGCGAGACGAACGUCGGCGGCGCGGAGGUCAUCAAGAACUUGGGCGAAGACUCCGGAUUUAACGUUAAACACAUCUCGUCGACGAGGAUGAGGAACAUCGCGAAGGCAUACGGGUGGUGGGUCGCGAAGGAUUGUUGCACCCUCGCGAUUCUGAAGCCUGUCGACUUCACGAUCUUGAAGCAGCAGUCACACACGUUCCUUAAGGAAUUGUUGAGCCAGAUCUUUAUUAGCACACAGGUCUCCACACCUCUGCUCAGCGGCGAACGCAACGUUUUUCCGACGACAAGGAACAGAGGUCCGCUAGAAGAAGUGUUUAUGAAGGCUACGCGGAUGCAGAACCUCUCUGUUGGGCUGAUACACUUCAUCAGCGAGGCGUUCAAGGGUGACAAUAGCGAAGACAAUGGUUUCAUCAAAUGGGCAAGUCAGGUCGCAAAAGACACUCUGCGGACAGGGAUGGACAUCGUCACGUCGUCGCUGGACUUUAGUUAAACACAUGAGCGCUAUAUCUUUAUUCCACGGCACAGCAUAGUUUCAAUCUGCUUUCUCGAAUGCUACACUCGAGUACACAUUUCCGCUCUUCCCUCCAAAAGAAAACGUUGGAAAC